CUGAACGUUUGUGGUCUAACGAAGCUGGGAAGUUUUCGGGGCGGAACAAAAAAAUACAAACUUUUGAGAGGAUUUAUGAGGAAUUCCUCAGGCUGCCCUCGAUCGUCAGCUCGAUACAUGACUUUACUAUGGAUGUUCUGUAAAUACUGUCAGCUGUGCUGCGGAAAACCCCCCAAACACCCUUAUAAACACGGACACUGGGCUCAGUAGUGGCUAGUUGGACGCGGGCUUUGCUUGACUAAUGUUAGGCGUUGGCAUAUUUUAGCGCAUCUAUAGGUUGACGCCCCGCUGUUUAUCAGUAUAAAUAUUAAAAGUUCAUUUUUGUCAAUAAUGUCGGAAGAGCAGAAUCAUAUUUUAGGUUUUAUGAGUGACACUAAUAGGUUAGCUUGGCUGGCUGCUCCAGUAUGCCACUUAUUUGGUUAGCUUUAGCAAUCGCGCCAAAUUUGAUCAUUAAUAAAACACGAUUCAUGCAAAUAUGUAAAUACUAAUUUAUACUAAGUAAGGAAGGUGUUCAUGGCUCGGUCAGCUGAGGAGCUGUAUAUAAGUUAGAUGAUCCAUUGGUGGUGGUUACUCCUGAAUCUGGCGGGAAUUUGCUCACCAGGGCUGCUUUGUUACACGGCAGAAAAGUGUCUAAAUAGCCGUGUUAAAUCGUUAGACCAGUGAAUUGUGCAACUUUUCUCCACUUUAUCUUGUUGGUGCAUGGCUUGGAACCUGCUGGUUAUUUUUUUAAUGAUUAUUAGUGACAUAAACCAGUGUGUUAUUAGUCAUGUUAAUCGUUCCUUCUGUGUCCCUCUUAUCUGGUUAAAAGUGACGUUUGAAAUAAAAAAGUACAUGUAUAAUUUUGCGUACAUUUACAGAAUUAUCCCCAUCUGUAUCUUUUUUAUCGUUAAAUAGAUAAACGAGUAUAUUAGACAUCUCUUCCCGCCUUCAUCGUUUAGAAGCAGAGCAAGAGAUCUUUUAUUUAUUAUUACACACAUAAACUAGCGUGUCAUGUGUCAUAUUAGUGUUCUCUAGCGUUUUUGUGCGUGUUUAUAUGCGGGUGUGUGUGCAUUUCAACUGAAUAUGCGCUAUUUUUAAACUUACUUGCUGAUUUUUUUCUCAAAGCGCGCCUUUUUUACACAAUCUAAGAAAACCGGUCACGUAUUUGUGUAGAACACAAAACUCACAGCGUUUGAAAUUCCCGCGAUCCGCAUAUGACGUUCGUGAUUCUAAUUGGCUGGUGGCAUCAGAAAAUGUUAAAUAACCACUCGGAACUUCGCUCUCAUUGGUCGGGCUGGAUCGAGCGCCAAGAACUGAAUAAAAAGGGAGCAGCUGGAAGACUUUCUUCAUUUAGUUUCUUCACUACGCUUAGGGUUUCCUGCUCUGCUCUCUCUUUUGUUUCUUAGCCUUUCACUCUUUGCUUUUAUUUCUACCUGUUUUUUUACAGCGAGAACUUUUCAUCCUCUUUUUAGCUCCUCUCAAAAUAGACAAUGCUGUCCACUCGCUCUCCUCUCAAAGCCAAGAACGAAAACGCCGUUUCUACAAAAAUGGACACCCUGUCGCUGGUGGACAAAGAAAACACGCCCCCAAGUUUGAGCACUUCAAGAAUCCUGGCUUCUAAAACGGCGCGCAAAAUCUUCGCUGACUCUGAGGAGCAACCCAAACCCAAGAAAGGGAGUGUGGAGGAAGAACCCCUUCUGAAGGAUAACCCACGCCGCUUUGUCAUCUUUCCCAUUCAGUACCAUGACAUCUGGCAGAUGUACAAGAAGGCAGAAGCUUCUUUCUGGACAGCUGAAGAGGUUGAUCUGUCCAAAGACCUUCAGCACUGGGAGUCCCUGAAAGAUGAGGAGAGAUACUUCAUCUCUCACGUGCUGGCAUUCUUUGCUGCAAGCGAUGGCAUUGUCAAUGAAAACUUGGUGGAGCGCUUCAUGCAGGAGGUGCAAGUGACGGAGGCACGUUGUUUCUACGGUUUCCAAAUUGCCAUGGAAAACAUUCAUUCGGAGAUGUACAGUUUGCUCAUUGACACGUAUAUCAAAGAUCCCAAAGAGAGGGAGUACCUUUUCAAUGCCAUUGAGACUCUUCCAUGUGUGAAGAAGAAGGCUGACUGGGCCCUCAACUGGAUUGGCAACAAGGCUGCUAAAUAUGGUGAGAGAGUGGUGGCCUUUGCUGCUGUGGAGGGAAUCUUUUUCUCUGGUUCUUUUGCCGCUAUUUUCUGGCUGAAGAAGAGAGGCCUCAUGCCUGGCCUUACGUUCUCCAAUGAGCUCAUCAGCAGAGAUGAGGGUCUUCACUGUGAUUUCGCCUGCCUAAUGUUCAAGCACUUGGUGAAUAAACCUUCUGAAACAACAGUCAAGAAAAUCAUAAUGAAUGCCGUUCAGAUUGAACAGGAGUUCCUGACCCAGGCUUUGCCCGUUAAGCUGAUUGGCAUGAACUGUGACUUAAUGAAGCAGUACAUUGAAUUCGUGGCUGACAGGCUGAUGCUGGAGUUGGGUUUCAACAAGAUCUACAAAGUAGAGAACCCCUUUGACUUCAUGGAGAACAUUUCCUUGGAGGGGAAGACCAACUUCUUUGAGAAGCGAGUGGGAGAGUACCAGAGGAUGGGGGUCAUGUCUGGACCCACAGACAACACCUUCAGGCUCGAUGCCGACUUCUAAACUUGAAUGGAAAGUGAAUGGACACUUGUAAAUCUAACACUUGAAGAGGUGAUGGUCCGCAGACCACCUCUGGAUCUCACCAACAUUGUCACUUGUCAGGACUGCUGGAACAUCAUAACUGCUGAUUUGACUUUGCAGUAUAUGUUCUGUUAAGCAUGUGGCUGUUUUUAAAUAGCUUUUGGAAUACGUUAAUCCCAAAUGCAGUAAAGCUUUUAUCUUGUUUUCCUUUUUUAUUGUAUAAAUUUUCUACAACUGGUGCUGGUUUAUUUAUAGCUUGUACAAACAGCCUUUCCUGCUUUAAAUACGGCUUUCCUUUUAAUGCCUGACCUUUCACUCUUGCCAUCAUCUUGAUGCUGUUUAAAGAUGUAAAUAAAUUGAUUUUGAUGGAA
Messenger RNA from Colossoma macropomum (tambaqui), 3019 nucleotides. Its product is annotated as ribonucleoside-diphosphate reductase subunit M2. Gene Ontology annotation, biological process: deoxyribonucleotide biosynthetic process. The transcript is spliced from 10 exons. Lineage: Eukaryota; Metazoa; Chordata; Actinopteri; Characiformes; Serrasalmidae. The coding region runs from base 1470 to 2630 and encodes 386 amino acids. Gene Ontology annotation, molecular function: ribonucleoside-diphosphate reductase activity, thioredoxin disulfide as acceptor. The record is from RefSeq and is a predicted model, not a curated record. Gene Ontology annotation, cellular component: cytosol.